GCGAAGGAAACGAUGCAGCUUCGGCUUCUUUGAUUGGCUUGUGGAACGGCAGUAGCGAAUCACCCUUGACUUUACUAAAAGUGGAAACUCCUCUUCAGUAUUUCGAUUUGAAAAGAUGUCGCUGCCUCGGCGCAUCGGCAAAGACGAGUACCUGAAGAAAAGGAUACCCAAAAAUGCAAAGUACGACCAUAUCAAAACAAGGCUGGACACAGGAUGCAGCAAAACGAAGCACAUGGAGAGGCUGGAGGAGAUUAGGAAAAACUACAGGUAUCGAAAAGGUGAAAUCUUCAAACGAUUAAAGGUGACAACCUUUGCACAGCUGAUACUUCAGGUGGCUUCUGUUUCAGACAGGAAUCAAAGCGCGGGUGAUGAUGAGUUGGCCGACACCCAACAAGAUGGUCUGUCAAUCAUCUCCGAGGCAGACUUGGAGUGUGAGUCUGAACGUGUCAAUGGCUCACCGCUGAAGCUGCCUCUGUCGCACCAACCCGAUGCAGGAGACUGCAAGGAUAACUGUCACACAGCCAGGUCAACACUCCUCAGUGUUAUCAACGGGGUUGGAGAGCUGAACAUAGAGGACAACCCUCAGAAGGCAGCAGAGUCUGCGUCCUGCCUCACACCUGCUGACACUCCCUACCCAGACUGCCCCUACCUGCUGCUGGAUGUGCGCGACCGCGAUCAGUACGACUGCUGCCACAUCAUUAGUGCUCACAGUUUUCCCGUCGCCAUGCUGUCUCGAACAAUGAAUCCGUACACCAAGGAAGUGCUGGAAUAUAAAAACGCUCUGGGGAAGAUCAUCAUUGUGUACGAUGAAGAUGAGAGAAUAGCCAGCCUGGCAGCUACCACCAUGUGUGAACGGGGGUUUGAGAAUCUCUUUAUGCUCUGUGGAGGUCUCAAGGUCAUCGUCCAGAAAUUUCCCAGCGGAAUGACAACAGGCUGCAUCCCAGCAUCGUGCCUCUCCUCUCCCAAUUCAUUGAAGAGGAGGAAAUGCUCUGUGGCUCAGCAGCCGGCGCAGGUCGCAGAGAAACGCUGGAGGUUUACGUCGGAUGAGCUGGAAAAGAUCCAGGAGCAGAUGGAGGAGAUGAUCAUCCCCAGUUACUCAGACAGUCACCUGUCAAGUCGCACAUCAUCCAGCAGCGGCCGGUCCACAGCCUGCAGUCAUCAGAGUUCUUCCACAGCUGGGAGAAACAGCUCCAGAGUUCAGAGCAGCAGACCCUGGAAAUAACCCCCAACCCCACCUCCUCAAACAACAAGCAUACCUCCAUCAGAAAGCCUCCUUAGAAUUUGUGUUCAUGCUUCUGGCUGCAGUGUGCAAACUACUUCAAGUGGUAGACAAUGGCUCCAAAUGUUGCUGUGUUUUCACCACUAUCGGUCAUUGCGUCAUUUUAUCUACAGCUUAAAAAUAAAUGAGCUUUUUACAGUUUUGGAACAAACCAUGCAAGGAUUAGUAAGGAUCAACUGAUUAGUUGAAUUACAGUAUUGCUGUAUAGAUUGGCAGUCAAAAUAUAACCAAAAUGUUCUUUGUUGUGAUCCUUGAUGUCUUUUAUCUGUAUAAAUUACUGCUCUACAUUCGAUUUCUUUUUUUUUUUUUUUGCACAGUGCCUCAUCUGUGAAAAGGCAUGUUUGCACUCUACUUCUAAUCUGCAAAGGUUCUAACUUUAGUUUAGUCAGAUUUGGUCUUUGUAACACAGAGUGUUUAUGGGACUGAGGAAAAUGCUCUGAAUUUCUGUAUCAUUUGGGAUGUACAUAUGUUUGAACAGUCUGACCCGCUUGCUGAGAAAACCUUAGCUGUUCUUAGUGCUUUUUACCACCAGCCUUGAUAUGUGGCAGCUGUAGGUGUUUUUGUGGUUGGUGUAACACCGACUGACUGAGACUAAAGGCUGAGAAUAAAAAAGGCCUUUAGGCAUUGCUUUAAACUACAUAUUCAUUUGAACUACAAUAUUUAUGAUGUGUGGCCUUUGUGUUUUUGUCCACUGUGAUGUGUGUGAUUUUAUGUUCUAUAAAUACAUUCACACCUA
This is a messenger RNA of Girardinichthys multiradiatus, 2015 nucleotides long. RefSeq names its product centrosomal protein 41 (gene cep41). The coding region runs from base 116 to 1222 and encodes 368 amino acids. Gene Ontology annotation, cellular component: ciliary basal body. Gene Ontology annotation, biological process: protein polyglutamylation; cilium assembly. The record is from RefSeq and is a predicted model, not a curated record. Lineage: Eukaryota; Metazoa; Chordata; Actinopteri; Cyprinodontiformes; Goodeidae. The transcript is spliced from 11 exons.